Teleopsis dalmanni is the source of this 2971-nucleotide messenger RNA. Its product is annotated as probable 2-oxoglutarate dehydrogenase E1 component DHKTD1 homolog, mitochondrial. Lineage: Eukaryota; Metazoa; Arthropoda; Insecta; Diptera; Diopsidae. Gene Ontology annotation, molecular function: oxoglutarate dehydrogenase (succinyl-transferring) activity; thiamine pyrophosphate binding. Bases 109 to 2922 code for a protein of 937 amino acids. The record is from RefSeq and is a predicted model, not a curated record. The transcript has 14 exons. Gene Ontology annotation, biological process: tricarboxylic acid cycle.
UGCUCCCGUUAAGUUUGUUUCGCAUAUAAGACGCAAUAGCCCGUUAAUAAUAUAUCUAAUAUUUAGAUUUUAAUCAGUUUUUUAUUUAUUAGAUUAUCAGAAAUAAAUAUGUUGUUCCAUCAAUUAAAAAAUCCCCACAGCAACGCGAUUUUACGUCAUUUUCGGCGAUGUUAUCAUAGUAAAAAAGGCGUGUACGGUUAUCGACCUUUGCCAAAACGCGAGUUUAGAGCUUCUUGCAUACGCCGACGACUUCGACUUCAUAGCAAGCGUGAUGUUACAACUGCCUUUGCUGCUAUCGAAAAGGAAUCUGCGAAAGUAGUCUUACCGGUGAAUGAGGGCAAAACGAAGUAUAUGUCGAUUACUGCAACUGUAAAUCCCAUCAGUAUCCAACCAAACAGUGAAAGUAUCGCUGAAUUGAGACCAGAAUUCUAUGGACUUAAAUCCAGAGAAACAGUCAAACCGCAGGGAUUACUUAAUGCACCCACAUUAGAGAGAAAAUCUACGAUAGCAGAACUGGAGGCAACGUUGAAACAGAUUUAUUGCGGCUCAGCAGUUAGUGCGGAAUUUUCAUAUAUUGAGAGCCUCGAGGAACGCGAAUGGUUAACGUUGCAUUUUGAGCAGCUCGCCGGGCAGACAAUGAGCAAUGAAUCCCGCAAACAAAUUGCCGAAUUACUAAUUAAGUCACAAGCCUGGGACAACUUUAUGGCCAUGAAAUUUCCAACUGUCAAACGUUACGGUGGCGAGGGUGCUGAAAGUUUGUUAGCAUUUUUCUGGCAAUUGCUGCAAAAUAGCACAAAAGAGGAAAUCGAGCAUAUUGUGGUUGCAAUGCCACAUCGUGGACGCACACCACUUCAAACGGCCCUUCUGAAUAUGCGACCAGCCAAAGUUUUUCGUAAACUAACCGGAAAAUCUGAAUUUGCUGAUGGCGUAUCAGCCAUGUCGGAUGUUAUAAGUCAUUUCCAUACAUCAGAAGAUUUAAAUGUGGACGGUAAAAAUAUACGUUUGAGCUUAAUACGAAAUCCUUCACAUUUGGAAGCUGCAAAUCCCGUAGCCAUGGGUAAAACGCGUUCUAAGCAACAAACUUCUGGCGAUGGUGCUUUCAGUAACGAACCCAAUAAAGAAUUUGCCAACAAGAUUCUUAAUAUAAUAUUACAUGGAGAUGCUGCCUUUGCUGGUCAAGGUAUCAAUCAGGAAUGUCUGAAUAUGGCAUAUGUACCACACUUUGAAAUUGGUGGCACAAUACAUUUGAUUGUCAAUAAUCAAGUUGGAUUUACUACACCCGGCGAACGUGGACGUUCAACAGAUUAUUCUUCGGACUUAGCCAAGAGCAUACAAGCACCAGUUUUUCAUGUAAACGGCGAUGAUCCCGAAAUGGUAGCUUUAGUUACUAAAUUAGCAUUCCGAUAUCAGCGUUACUUUCGUAAAGAUAUUUUUAUUGAUAUGAACUGCUACAGGCGUUGGGGACACAAUGAAUUAGAUGAUCCAACAUUUACAAAUCCCUCCAUCUAUGAGAUUAUAAAUAAUCGCAAGUCUGUGCCAGAUUUGUAUGCGGAGCAACUUGCACAGCAAAAUAUUUUGUCUGAAGAGGAAUCAACUGGAAUGCGCGCUAAAUUUCUCGAUUAUCUUAAUGAAGAAUUGGCGCUUGCACCCACAUACCAGCCAGAGCCAACAUACUUCGAAAGGCAAUGGUCCGGCAUCACAACUGCGCCUGAUGCUAUCACGUAUUGGGACACUGGUCUCAAUUAUUCGCUGCUAAAUUACAUUGGACAUCAAAGCGUUGCACACCCAGAGGGAUUUCAUGUACAUCCGCAUCUGUUUAAAACACAUAUUGAGGGACGUCGAAAAAAGUUGAAUGCCGGCGAGAAAAUCGAUUGGGCUACCGCCGAAGCAUUGGCAAUCGGUAGUCUGAUGUACCAAGGGCAUAAUGUGCGUAUCAGUGGUGAAGAUGUAGGUCGUGGCACAUUUUCUCAUCGUCAUGUCAUGUUAGUGGAUCAGCAAAAUAAUGAAAUGUAUAUACCACUCAAUGAAAUGCAGGGUGGUGUAGGUGGAAAAUUAGAAGUGGCACACAGUAUUUUAUCUGAAGAAGCUGUCCUAGCAUACGAGUAUGGCAUGGCCAUUGACAAUCCAAACAACUUGAUUAUAUGGGAAGCACAAUUCGGUGAUUUUGCAAAUGGUGCACAAAUCAUAAUUGAUAAUUUCAUUAUAUCCGGUGAAACUAAAUGGAUGGACAGCAAUGGACUUGUUAUACUGCUACCACACGGUUACGAUGGAACUGCAUCUGAGCAUAGCUCAUGUCGCGUUGAACGUUUUCUGCAGCUAUGCGAUUCAAAGGAAACCGCACCCGAUAGCGAUAAUGUGAAUGUACAAAUUGUAAAUCCCACCACACCAGCACAGUAUUUCCAUUUGCUGCGCCGACAAGUUCUGCGCAACUUCCGCAAACCGCUUGUAGUGGUUGCACCGAAAAUACUCCUGCGUUUAUCGGCUGCCACUUCCACGCACUCUGAUUUCCAAGAAGGCACACACUUCCACAAUGUUUUGGGUGACACCGCAGUUACUAAUGUCGAGGGGGUGCGUAAAGUUAUACUCUGCAGCGGUAAACACUUCUACAAUUUGAACGAUGAACGGAAAGCGAAAAGCAUUACGGAUACUGCAAUUGUGCGUUUAGAGUCACUUAGUCCGUUCCCAAUACACGAGCUGCAGGAAGAGUUAGGAAAAUAUAAAAACGCCAAGACUUUUAUUUGGAGUCAGGAGGAACAUAGAAAUAUGGGAGCUUGGUCAUUCGUACGACCACGUUUUGAAUACUUAAUUGGAAAACAGCUUGUUUACUGUGGUCGGAAUGAAGCUCCCACUUCUGCCACCGGUGUUGGAGAAGUACACAAACGAGAAGCCGAGGAAGUUAUCAGUGGUCCAUUUAAAAUUUAAAAUUUUAUUAAAAUAUUUAUUUUAAUAAUUUUUAUUUUAAACCCACAUA